AUGAAACCCUUGAAGCAAGCCUGUGUGACUGUGCACGGUCACCUCGUCAUUGGUGGUGAACCUGAUGGUAAGCCUGAUGCCAACAUCCAAUUCGACAGCUGCCACAACGAGGGCAAGUUGUCUUUUGGCGGGGCCCUCCACGUGGUGAAUGGCUUGACCAUGCGAUCCGGCUUCGUGAUGAUCCAGGACAGUGACUCAGCAGGUGGUGGGGGCCUCUACAUUCGCGGCAACGGGCUCCAUCAAACGGGUGGGAAGGUUUUGCUGAAAGACUGUGGCUCGGAUGGCUCCGGCGGAGGCCUGCUGAUAGACUCAGAUGAUGGUUUUCAGCAGGAUGCUGGUGACAUCAGCUGCAUAGGGUGCGCCGCAGCUCAGCGUGGGGGAUGCAUGGCCAUCACUGGCCGUGCAAUCAUCUCUGGCUCCGUCGACGUGAAGAACUGUUCAGCUGACUUAGGUAAGAGCCCGGCGUGGUUUGGGGUUUUCCCUGUUGAAUCUCACAUCGCCCAUGUGUAG
This is a messenger RNA of Symbiodinium necroappetens, 510 nucleotides long. The record is from the annotation of a GenBank genome assembly. Lineage: Eukaryota; Dinophyceae; Suessiales; Symbiodiniaceae.